GAAAGCCACAGCCACAGCCACUGGUUGGGCCUUUCUGUGUGUCACAGCAAGAAGGUUCUGGGAUUCGAACCCAGAACCUUCUUGGUGUGAGGCAAAAGUGCUAACCACUACACCACCGUGCAGCCCUGUAUGAUCUUGGAACUCAGAAUUAUGACUACCCAGUCGGAAAUUGCAAAUGUAAUGGAACCAACCCGACUUCCAAGGUUAAGAAGAGCACCCUAUCCAAGCAUUGGUGUCAAUGGGGGACAAGCCUGACUCCUUCGUAGGGUCCAGGGAGUGGAUCGGAACGUUUGAAGCCUCCCUGGUCCUUGACCAUUUCUAUGAUGUUCCCUGUAAGCUGGUACACAUAAGAGGCGGAGAGGCACAGCUGGAGCACGUUGCAGUGGAAGAGCUCCAUCAGCACUUUGAGAAGCACGGGUCACCGGUCAUGAUGGGAGGGGACAGGGACAAUUCCUCUAAGGGCAUAGUAGGGGUGUGCACCGGGGACAAGGGGAGCUACUUGCUUGUCGUUGACCCCCACUACUAUGGAUGUCAGCUGGAGAUGUCCGAGCUGCAAAGGCGAGGGUGGGUGGCAUGGAAGAGAGUGUCAUCUCUGGACCAGAGUUCGUUUUAUAAUCUGUGUAUGCCUCAGACUGCCAAAAAGGGAACGAAAGAUUAAGUGGCAGACCCAUGUCUGUGUCAGACCUACAGGUCAAUCAUUAGUUGUAAGGAUGAACUAUUGCAAAUCGUGGGAUAUCCUAUUUGAAUAUAAUCGUGUCCUAUUGGAACCGGAACAAUAUUGAUAUUGUCAGUAUGUAUUUGGAAAAGUAGCUGCAAUGCCAUCCUGUGGAUGAAAUUAAUAAUUACAAUGUAUUUAAAGAACACUGGGAAAAAAAAAGAAAAAGAUGAUCAAUUGAUUUGUUGUUCAAUUAAAAUCCUUCUUUGACACA
Messenger RNA from Scophthalmus maximus (turbot), 929 nucleotides. RefSeq names its product UFM1-specific peptidase 1 (non-functional) (gene ufsp1). NCBI's taxonomy places the organism in Eukaryota, Metazoa, Chordata, Actinopteri, Pleuronectiformes, Scophthalmidae. The record is from RefSeq and is a predicted model, not a curated record. The transcript has 2 exons. The coding region runs from base 239 to 658 and encodes 139 amino acids.